Molecule: messenger RNA, 1566 nt
Organism: Aspergillus terreus NIH2624
Lineage: Eukaryota; Fungi; Ascomycota; Eurotiomycetes; Eurotiales; Aspergillaceae
Product: fungal specific transcription factor domain-containing protein
Exons: 6
Coding region: 1-1566 (521 amino acids)
Source: RefSeq, a predicted model, not a curated record
AUGUCCGAUGAAGCAAUCAACCCUUCGAGCAGUGCACCCCGGACACAGUCCCCAUUGCACUCUGCACAAGGCCUCUCAUGGUCCACACAGCGUUCCGAGCAUGAUGUUCUAUCCGGGAGCCGGGAUCAAUGGAUCUCUUCCGUACUCGACCGAGGGCUGGAAUCCGACGUUGCUCCAUCCGAGCUCAAUAUAUUCUCCCCAGCUGGAAUUCAAUGGCUCCGGGAGAGAAUCGGCAGCGCCGAGUUGAAUCCGCUGACGUUCCUGGCCGAGGCAAGCCUCAGGAACGAUCUCGGACCCCUUGCGGAUGCACUCCGAAGGGCACCUUACCAGCCGUUGCCGCCCAAACACAUCGCCCUGCGCCUGUUCAACAGAUACUUCACGACAGUGAACCCAUUGUGCCCAUUAUUCGACGAGGAUGACUUCAUGUUCCGCGUGGAGCAACAGUACCCCGUUCAACUACGCUCAUCACUUGCAUGGUGGACUUGCGUAAAUGCUGUACUGGCUCUGGCAUGUCUGACCGAGGAAGGAUGCUCGUCCAGUGCGUGGAAGUAUUGGAAGAAUUGCACUAUCAGCCUGGAUAGCUUCUUCCUGCUGCCACCACAGCUCCUGUCAGCACAAGCGCUUCUCGCUAUGGCCUUAUUUCUGUACGGUAAUUUCAGUACUCGCAUUUUGCAGGCACUCGACUUCACAAAAGGUUGUCUUGGGCCGUCCGCGAAUCUCAAUACACGCAUUCGUGUCAUCUGCUAUACCCCGGAAAUUGACACCGCAUUACUUUCUGGGACGCCACCGGGACAAAAGUUGGACAUCACUACUUUGGAUGGAAGAGAGGCGCAAGACGACCUCGCUUCACGAGAUAAGGACAGUAUCACCACCUUCGACAUCUUCAACUCACUCCACGAACUUACGGCCAUAAAAAGCCGGGUCUAUCAGAACCUGUACUCGACAUGUGCCAACGGGAAAAGCGACACCGAGGUCAUAUUGACCGUGGGCCAGCUCGAUGAUCAACUAGAAAGCUGGAGGAAUGCCAUCCCCGAGGACUACCGUCCUGGGACUAACAACCUUGUCGGGAACCUGCGGAAUGACCCUCAUUUUGGAGUGGCAUAUCUGCAUUUCAGCUAUUAUUACUGUCUUUUGACAAUCCACCGACGCGCAAUGCCAUUCACGACAUGGCAGAUGGACCUGAGCGGAAGUCAACAACAUCUUCGCUCGCCCAACACCAGGACAUUUCUCUCUAGACAGAUCUCUGUUGCUGCGGCUCGCGCGACGCUGGAUCUCGUCCGCCAUAUACCUGCCGAGAAUAUGCUGUAUCCGGGCAUUAUAGCGCCAUUUGUGACUUUUGCCAUGAUGAGACUCUCGACUUUGAUCGUGGAAAACCCUUCUCUUGCCAUGGCGAAGGUCGAUAUUGAACGCAUGAAUGGCGUUGACAUGUUCUACUAUACUGUCUCGAUCAGCAGGCCUUAUCCAGAGGUGUUCGGGAUCCUGGAGUACUGCGCUCAUUAUCGCACACUCGCCGAACGCGCCAUCCAACGCUCAUUACGUUCUAAAAUGGCUUUGAGACCGCGGUGA